AUCCUAUGUUUCACUAUGUUAGGGCUCGGCUGCACGGUGGAGGUAAGUCAGUUGGGCGAGCAUAUUCGCAGGCCUAUUGGGGUUCUCCUCGCAUUGGUGUGCCAGUUCGUUAUCAUGCCACUGGUGGCGUUCCUGCUGGCAUUGGCCUUCUCCCUUAAUGACGUGGCCGCAAUAGCGGUGCUGCUGUGUGGAUGCUGCCCUGGGGGAAACCUGUCCAAUAUUAUGUCACUGCUCGUCAACGGGGAAAUGAAUCUUAGCAUCAUCAUGACCAUCUCCUCCACGAUUCUGGCAUUAGUACUCAUGCCGCUGUGUCUGUGGAUGUAUAGCCGAGCAUGGAUUAACACUCCUGUGGUUAACCUGAUGCCCUUCGGCGCGAUCAUACUCUGUCUCUGCAGCACGCUCAUUCCCAUUGGCCUCGGAGUAGCACUUCGAUACCGCUAUACACGUAUAGCGGACAUCGUCCUCAAGGUGUCUCUGUGGUCGCUGCUCGUCACACUGGUGAUGCUCUUCAUCAUGACCGGAGCUAUGCUGGGCCCUGAGCUCCUGGCCACCAUCCCUCCGUCCGUCUAUCUGGUGGCUGUCCUGAUGCCUCUUGCUGGCUACGCCGCCGGCUAUGGCUUAGCGACGCUCUUUGAUCUUCCCCCCAACAGCAGGAGGACUGUCUCCUUGGAAACAGGAUGCCAAAAUGUGCAGCUGUGUACGGCAAUUCUGAAGCUGGCAUUCCCUCCUCAGCUCAUGGGUGGAAUGUACAUGUUUCCCCUGCUCUACGCGCUAUUCCAAGCCGCUGAGGCUGGAAUCUUUAUUCUGGUGUACAGGAUGUACAGGAAAGAGGUUCUGCAUAAACAAGAUCUUGCGGAGGACGAUGAUGAAACAAAUAUUACCUACAAAACUCUAAAGGAGGAGGACGUUGGAUUUGACACCGCUUACGGUUCAGUAACUGUGAGCGACCCGAACUCCAUUAGGUUAGAAUCUUGUGGAGGAGGGGUUCCUACACCAGUAUAGUGGGCAGUGGUGAGAAUAAGACUUUAACCAUGGACAGAAGUCUGUGCAAUACGUACUUGACAUCCUGCAUUAUUCAUGACAUCACUGUUGAAAU
Chanos chanos (milkfish) is the source of this 1096-nucleotide messenger RNA. RefSeq names its product solute carrier family 10 member 4 (gene slc10a4). Gene Ontology annotation, cellular component: membrane. The record is from RefSeq and is a predicted model, not a curated record. Bases 16 to 1002 code for a protein of 328 amino acids. Lineage: Eukaryota; Metazoa; Chordata; Actinopteri; Gonorynchiformes; Chanidae. Gene Ontology annotation, molecular function: bile acid:sodium symporter activity. Gene Ontology annotation, biological process: bile acid and bile salt transport. The transcript has 3 exons.